AUGCGUACUUCUCUCGCCGCAUUCAUGGCUUUUGCCGCACUAGUCUGUACUACUGGUGCCGUCCCUAUGGCGUCUCCAUCAGAAAUCACAGAGAGAGACGCCUCUGGCGCUGUCCUUAAUACUCGCUUCCUUACUUACGAAGAUGCGGUCAACAAGAGAGACAUCGAGGAGCGUGAUGCCUCUAGCGCUGUGCUGAAUACUCGCUUCCUUACCUACGAGGAUGCCAUCAACAAGAGAUUCGUCAUCGAAGAGCGUGAUGCCUCCGGCGCCGUGCUCAACACUCGUUUCCUCACCUACGAGGACACAGUCAGCAAGCGCGAUGCUUCCGGUGCUGUGUUGAACACUCGCUUCCUUACCUACGAGGAUGCUAUCAACAAGCGAUUCGUCAUUGAAGAGCGUGAUGCCUCUGGCGCUGUGCUCAAUACCCGUUUCCUCACUUACGAGGACGCGGUCAGCAAGAGAGAUUUUGAGGAGCGAGAUGCUUCCGGUGCUGUGUUGAACACUCGCUUCCUGACCUACGAAGACUCAGCCUAA
Molecule: messenger RNA, 534 nt
Organism: Penicillium odoratum
Lineage: Eukaryota; Fungi; Ascomycota; Eurotiomycetes; Eurotiales; Aspergillaceae
Product: periostin-like isoform X3
Exons: 2
Coding region: 1-534 (177 amino acids)
Source: RefSeq, a predicted model, not a curated record